AGGGCUGCUUGAGGAAGCAGGCGCAAUGGCCAAUGCCUCAACAGACCUGGACAAUGCUGAGGCCCAGAGACAGCUCAACAACAACAACAGGCCUUCAAGCACAGGAUUCUGGGAAACAGAGACCACCAGUGCCAAACUAUUUGAGUGCUCCCGCAUCAAAGCACUUGCAGAUGAGAGGGACGCAGUCCAGAAGAAAACCUUUACUAAGUGGGUGAACUCUCAUUUGGCCCGUGUGUCCUGCCGUAUCUCUGACCUGUAUAAUGACCUGAGAGACGGAUACAUGCUCAUCCGGCUGCUGGAGGUGCUGUCAGGAGAGCUGCUGCCUCGGCCCACGAGAGGCAGGAUGAGGAUUCACUGUUUGGAGAAUGUGGAUAAGGCUCUUCAGUUCCUCAAAGAACAGAGGGUUCAUCUAGAAAAUGUUGGUUCUCAUGAUAUAGUUGAUGGAAACCACCGCCUCACUCUCGGCCUCAUCUGGACCAUCAUCCUCCGCUUCCAGAUCCAGGUGAUUAAGAUUGAGACGGAGGACAACCGAGAGACACGCUCCGCUAAAGAUGCCCUACUUCUGUGGUGUCAGAUGAAAACAGCAGGGUACCCAGAGGUCAACAUUCACAACUUCACCACCUGCUGGAGGGACGGCCUUGCUUUCAACGCUCUUAUUCACAGGCACAGGCCUGAUUUAAUUGAAUUCCACAAGUUGACCAGAUCCAAUGCAACACACAACCUCCAGCAAGCCUUUAACAUAGCUGAGCAGAGCCUCGGACUCACCAAACUACUAGACCCUGAGGAUGUAAACACAGAGAAUCCAGAUGAGAAGUCCAUCAUCACUUAUGUAGUUUCCUACUAUCAUUAUUUCUCCAAAAUGAAGGCACUUAUUGUAGAAGGGAAGAGAAUUGGAAAGGUGUUGGACAGUGCAAUAGAAGCUGAGAAGAUCGUUCGCCGUUACGAGGCUUUAGCGUCCGACCUGUUAGAGUGGAUCGAGAGAACCAUUAGCAUCAUUAGCAACCAGAAAUUUGCAAACUCGUUGUCGGGUGUUCAGCAACAGCUUCAAGCCUUUACCACCUACUGCACCAUUGAGAAGCCUAUCAAAUUCCAGGAGAAAGGGAACCUGGAGGUGCUGCUUUUCACCAUCCAAAGUAAGCUCAGAGCUAACAAUCAGAAGCCAUAUAUGCCUCAUGAUGGGAAACUCAUCUCAGACAUCAAUAAGGCGUGGGAGAGACUAGAGAAGGCGGAGCACGAUAGGGGCGUGGCUCUUAGAAAAGAGCUGAUUCGUCAGGAAAAGCUAGAACUUCUAGCUCAACGAUUCGAUCACAAGACCACCAUGAGGCAGGCUUGGCUGAAUGAAAACCAGCGUCUCGUCUCACAGGAUAACUUCGGCUAUGACCUGCCAGCCGUUGAAGCUGCCAUGAAGAAACACGAGGCGAUCGAAGCAGACAUCUUUUCAUACGAGGAGCGCAUCAGUGUUGUGGUGGAACUGGCGACUGAGAUGGAGUCAGAAGGCUACUAUGACAUCCGACGUAUCUUGGCACGCAAAGAAAACAUCUUCGGCCAGUGGAGCCUUCUGAAGGAGCUGGUGGUGGGACGUAAAGCCCGCCUGGAGAAGAACCUGGCCUUGCAGAAGACCUUCCAAGAGAUGGUCUACAUGAUCGAUUGGAUGGAGGAGAUGCAGGUUAAGCUGCUGUCUAAAGACUAUGGCAAACAUCUUCUUGAAGUGGAGGACAUGCUCCAGAAACAGAGUUUACAGGAGGCUGACAUCUCUAUACAGGCAGACAGAGUUCAAACUCUCAACGCUGCAGCUCUCAAAUUCACCACUAUUGAAGGUUACCAGCCGUGUGACCCUCAGGUAAUUUGUAACCGGGUCAACCACGUCAACACCUGCCUGGAAGAAUUAAAGCAGCUGGCUGCAAAACGGCACUCGGAGCUGGAGGAUUCGCGUGAGCUUUGGGCCUUCUUUCAGGAGGUAGAGGAAUCAGAGAAUUGGAUCCGAGAGAAGACGUCCAUCUUGGCCACGCAGAGCUGCGGAAAAGACCUGAGUAGUGUCCUGCGACUGCUGCAGAAGCACAAAUCUUUGGCUGGAGAGCUGUUGGCACGACGUGCAUUACUUCAGCAGACCAUGAAGAAGGGCAAGCAGAUCCUCACCCAGAAGAGCUUCGGUACGGCAGGAAUACAAGAGCGACUGAUGGAGGUCAAGGCGGACUGGAAGAGACUUGAGGACCAGGCCACACAGAGACUGUGUAACCUACAGGAGGCACUGGACUUUUUUCAGUUUAGCACCGAGACGGACGAUCUACUAGCUUGGCUACAGGAUGCUUACCGUCUUGUUUCUAGUGAGGACUUCGGACAUGAUGAGUAUUCAACGCAGUCUCUCCUUAAAAAGCACAGAGGUGUCCGAGAGAGUGUCGAUAAACACCGCAUACAAGUGGUGGGCCUUCGGAAACACAUGGUUGCAUUGCCAUUGCAUUAUCGGGAGCUGGAUGAAGUGCGAGCGCGUAUGGCUGAGACGGAGCAGCUCUACACAGAGGUGGCGGAAGUUGCCGUGCUGCGGCAGCAGUGGCUUCAUGAUGCACUGGCUGUGUAUCACAUGUUUAGUGAGGUGAAUGCCUGUGAGGUGUGGAUUGAUGAGAAAGAGCAGUGGCUGAACAGGAUGGAGGUUCCCGAGAGACUAGAGGACGUGGAGGUGAUCGCACACAGGUUUGAGAGCUUGGACCAAGAGAUGAACAGCCUUAUGGGAAGGAUUCUAGACGUUAAUCAGAUUGUCCAGCAGCUUUUAGACAGCGGUCAUCCCAGUUCCACUGAAGUCAGGGGCUGUCAAGAUCACUUGAACAGCAGGUGGAACCGCAUUGUGGAGCUGGUCGAGCAGAAGAAAGAUCACCUGGACUCAAUCCUGCGCAUCCAGAACUACUUACUGGAAUGCACAGAGAUCAAGUCCCAGAUACAGGACAAGCGGAAAGCCAUAGAUGCCACGCAGUAUGUGGGCAGUGACCUGGGCAGCGUGCUGGCACUGCAGCGCCGUCUCUCCACCAUGGAGGGAGCUCUGGUGGUUCUUGAGCCCAAGCUCCUUCACCUUCAGGAGGAAGCGGAGGAGCUCGCCACAUCCCAUCCAGACAAGGCCGUAGACAUCCUGGUUCCCUUUGAGGGGAUCAGCGUGGAGUGGGAAGAGCUAAAGCGUACAUUACAAGGCUGUGAGGACUCUUUAACUGUCGCUGGCCGUUUACAACAGUUCAUUCAAGACUUGGAUUCAUUCCUCACCUGGUUAGUGCAAACCCAGACAGCUGCUGCUUCGGAUGAGCUUCCCAAUGCUUUAGAGGAUGCAGAACGGCUGAUAAACCAACACGCCGCACUCAAGGAGGAGAUCGGAAGGUACGAAGAGGACUAUGAGCGUCUCCAGGCUGUGAAUGAGCUCUUGGAGACAGAGGAAGCGCCGUUGCCUCAUGGAGCUCUGCAGCAGUGGCUGCACAAGCUGGACGUGGGCUGGAACAAACUGCUGGAGAUGUGGGAGAGCAGGAGGGAGGUGCUGGUGCAAGCUCACAUCUUCCAUCUCUUCCUGAGGGAUGUCAAGCAGGCCGAGGCUUUCCUCAAUAACCAGGAGUCAGCGCUGGCCCAUGUGGAGCUUCCCACCACAGUGGAGACGGUGGAGGCAGCCAUCAAAAAGCACAAGGACUUUACCACCACCAUGGAGAUAAACCUGCACCGCAUUAAAGCUGUCAUAGAGGCGGGAGAGAGCCUCAUCAGUCAGCACAAUAUCUAUUCAGAGCGCAUCAGAGAAAGAGUGGAUCUACUCGCUAACAGAGGGAACAAAAACCGUGAACACGCUCAGCAGUGGCUUCGUAAGCUCAAUGACCAGUGGGAGCACCAGAGGUUUCUACAAGACUGCCAUGAGAUUGGUGAUUGGGUGGCAGAAAAGAUGCUAAUGGCUCGUGAUACCUCCCAUGACGAAGCUCAGAAGCUUCAUAAGAAGUGGCUGAAACAUCAGACCUUCAUGGCAGAACUUGCUCAGAACAAGGAGUGGCUGGACAAGAUCGAGAAAGAGGGCCAGCGGUUAAUGCAGGAGAAGCCAGAGAUGAGCGCGCUGGUGAAGAAGAAGCUGGAGGAGAUCCGUGAGUGCUGGCAGGAUCUGGAGAGCACCACCCAAGCCAAAGCUCGGCAGCUGUUCGAGGCCAACCGAGCCGACCUGCUGGUACAGAGUUACUCCAGUCUGGACCAGAGACUCCAGCAGCUUGAGGGACAGCUGGCACACGUGGACUACGGCCAGGACCUGACCACUGUCAACAAGCAGCUGAAGAAACUACAGACGAUGGAGUGUCAGAUGGAGGAGUGGUAUAAAGAGGUUGGAGAGCUGCAGGCCCAGGCGGCCUCCAUCCCUCAGCAGGGGCAGGUGGAAAAGGUGUCCGGGAGACAAGCCGGGGUGGAAACGCGAAUCGUACGACUGAUUGAGCCUCUGAAAGAGAGACGUCGUAUCCUGCUUGCCUCUAAAGAAGUGCACCAAGUGGGCCGUGACCUUGAGGAUGAAGUGUUGUGGAUACAAGAGCGUCUUCCAGUGGCCACUUCUCAGGAACAUGGCACAAGUUUGCAAGCUGUACAGCAACUCAUGAAGAAGAAUCAAAGUCUGCAGAGGGAGCUUCAAGGUCAUCGUGGACGUGUGGAGGAUGUUCUGGAGAGAGCAGGUGUGAUUGCGUCUAUCCGCAGUCCAGAAGCAGACAGCAUCAGGGCCGGCAUGGAGCAGCUCCAUCAGCUGUGGGAGAUGCUGUGGACAGAGACUGAGCACCGCCAGCUCCGGCUGGAUGUCAUGUACCAGGCGCAGCAGUACUACUUUGAUGCAGGAGAGGUGGAGGCUUGGCUCAGUGAGCAGGAACUGCACAUGAUGAAUGAGGAGACGGGAAAGGAUGAGGCCAGUACUCUGAAUCUCCUGAAGAAACAGUUGGCGCUAGAGCAGACCAUAGAGGACUAUGCCGAGACCAUCGGAAUGCUUUCUCAGCAGUGCAGACAGCUGCUGGAGCUCGGACAUCCAGACUGUGAGCAGAUCAGUAAGCAUCAGUCUCAGAUCGACAGGCUGUACGUGUCUCUGAAGGACUUGUCGGAGGAGAGGAAGUCUCGUCUGGAGCAGCAGUACUGGCUCUAUCAGCUCAACAGGGAGGUGGAUGAACUUGAGCAGUGGAUCGCAGAGAGGGAGGUCAUCGCCAGCUCCACUGAACUCGGACAGGACUUCGAGCAUGUCACGAUUCUGCAGGAGAAAUUUACAGAGUUUGCAAUGGAGACUGGGAGCCUGGGGCAGGAGAGGGUCACAGCUGUCAACCAGAUGGUUGAUGAGCUCAUAGAUUACGGCCACGCUGAUGCAGCCACCAUCGCCGAAUGGAAGGAUGGCGUGAACGAGGCCUGGGCGGAUCUGCUGGAGCUGAUGGAGACACGGGGACAGAUGCUUGCUGCUUCACACCAGUUACACAAGUUCUUCUCUGACUGCCGAGAGGUUUUAGCACAGAUCGAGGAUAAGCAGAGGAGGUUACCUGAGGUUCGUGCGUGUCAAGGAGGAACUUCAAACACCAGCACUCUUCAGAGACUUAUGCAGACUUUUGAACAUGAUAUUCAGCUACUUGUUACACAGAUAAGACAGUUGCAGGAGAGUGCAGCCCAGCUCCGAACAGUGUAUGCCGGGGAGAAAGCAGAAGCCAUCGCCAUGCAGGAACAUGAAGUGAUGCAGGGGUGGAAAGAGCUGCUCAUAUCCUGUGAGGACUGUCGAAUGCAAAUCACCACAGCGACAGACAAGUUGCGCUUCUUUGGGAUGGUGCGUGAUCAGCUGAUGUGGAUGGACAGCAUCAUCUGUCAGAUAGGAACUGGCGAGAAACCAAGCUCUUUCCUCAGAGCUUUAAUGGGAUAUGGGCUCUCUGGUGCUUGCAGGGACGUGUCAUCUGUGGAGGUCCUGAUGAACUAUCACCAGAGCCUCAAGAGUGAGGUGGAGGCCCGAAACAAGAGCGUCCUACAGUGUAUCGAGAUGGGCAAGACUCUACUGGCUGCCCGUAACCCUGCAUCAGAAGAGAUCAAAGAAAAGCUGGAGAAAGUUUUGGCCAAGCAGCAAGAGCUCACUGAGAAAUGGGAAAAACACUGGGAAGAGUUGCAGCACAUGUUGGAGGUGCAUCAGUUUGCUCAGGAAGCAGUGGUAGCAGAGGCCUGGCUCACUGCUCAGGAACCCCUCCUAAGUAGUAAUGAACUGGGUGGCAGUGUGGAUGAGGUUGAGCAACUGAUUCGCAGACACGAAGCCUUUCGCAAAGCUGCGGCCACAUGGGAAGAACGCUUCAGCUCUUUACGUCGUCUUACCACAGUAGAGAAGAUAAAGGCAGAGCAGAGUAAGCUUCCCCCAACUCCCUUGCUGGGACGGAAGGUUUUCUUGGACCCUCAGGACUCUUCUCCGGCUCGCAGUAGCCCUUCCUCCAUCAUAAGACAGACCAUUUAUGAGCAGGGCGAGCCCCGGUUGGAGCGCAUCAUCCCUCAGCCCUCUCCUUCUUCUGUGUCCCGAAGACUGGGUUCUACUGUGGCCAACUACACUCCCAUCAUGAAUGGAGCUUAUCGCCUUCAGGAAGCCAGGAAUGCUGGAAUUGUUGGAGUGGCUGCAGGACUGGGCACUUCUAUGGAGCAUAAGGUCACCCAAUUGCGAGUGGAAUUUAAGGCCCAAGUCCCACAGAACAUCCAUGAGGCAGUCCACCCCCUACUGGAGAGAGACAGGGAACGGGAGCGAUAUCAUGAGAACGUGAUGGCAGAGGUGGUGCUCCAGGAGCCCGGCGGAGGAAGGGAACGCCUAAACAGCAUGGUGGGAGGGAGUGGGAGCAGUCGCUCUGAGCUUUUGGUGGAGCAGCAUCCCCCUCCAAGGGAGGCACGGCUGGAAAGGCAACUAUCAACUGAGCAGCUGAUUCAGGCACGCAGGGACGAGCUGCCUCAGGAGGUGUGGAGAGAACGAGCUGGGAGGGCAGAGAGGAGGUUGGAGAGACAGACAUCUAGUGAACAGGAAGGUCAUGAGGUGCGGCGUAGGGACAGACACCGACUGGAGAGACAGGACAGCAGCGAACAGGAGGCCAGGGAGCAGUCGGACAGACGCUCCGCUGGCGGGGACAAAAGGUCAACGCUAGCUGAGAUUGUGGAGCAGCUUCAGGAAAGAGAAGCUGCACAGGCACGAGGAGAGCUUCCACGUCUACCCAACGGUUUUCCUGAGAAGUCUUCUAGACUGGACCGGCCACGUGCUCGCGACAGACCCAAACCGAGAAGAAGACCCCGACCCAAGGAGCCAGCUGGCGAAACACGGCGCUCAAGGUCUGCGCCAGCCCAGAGCAGCCCACCAGUACCCCAACCGCCUACCCACACUGCCCAGCGUGAAGGGUUCCUAUUCCGCAAAAUAGACAUUGAGGUCCAAAAGAAGAGUUCGAACAGCAGAUCUUGGGUGAACUUGUACUGUGUGCUGAAUAAAGGUGAGCUGGGCUUCUAUAAGGAUGCGAAGAACACCUCCACACCUUACAACAACGAGCCACUUAUCAACCUGAGCCGUUGUGCCUGCGAUAUCAACAAUGGUUACAAAAAGAAGAAGAAUGUCUUCACACUCAAAACUAACGAUGGAAGUGAGUUUCUGUUCCAUGCUAAAGAUGAGGACGAUCUAAAAAGCUGGAUCACAAGUAUAAACACCAGUAUAAGUGAGCAUGAAGAGAUAAAUGGCAAUCGGGGGCAGACCCAUCUAACUACCUCAUCUACUGACGAGGGAACACGCAGGGAAGGCAGCAGAGCAGGCGGCUCGGAAAGAGGUGAAAAGUCAGACCGAGCCGACGGGGGAUCUGUGCGCUCAGACAAGGGUGAAAAGCCUGAGAAAAAGACAGGCAAGAAGAAAUGAGCACAUGAUAGCAGUGAGACAGGAGCCGGGACUACGGAAAUCCAGGACAGUGCUCUGACGGAAUCAGGAAACAAAGGCGUCACUGUGAACUCCCUUUAUCUCUUGCUGUCCAGUUGAGUGUGGGAUCAAGCAACAUGGAGGAGCACGAAGCUCAUGUGUCAGUGAGCGCCCUCUAGUGGCUGCCGAGUACCAUGACAAUUAAGGAGCUCCAAAUGGGCCAAAGAGCUGAUAGCAUAGGCACAUGGAGGAUAAAAGAGAAAGAUGUUAUAGUAAAGUAGCUCACGAAGAUUAUUUUCUAAUCCGUCUGUGAAAAAGAUGACCCAUAUGUAUGUGUACCCGUCUCUCUCUUUGUAUAUUGAACGUCUCAGCAUCAGUUCUAUACAAUCCUGCGCUGAAGAAAAUAGAAAUAUGCCAAAAUCUUUCUCAAGAUUAGUCUUUUUCUGAAGAGCAUGUUUUGUCUGUUUAUUUUGUAAGUUGUUUUGCUCUUUUAUACUGUUAACGUGUUGAUUUGUAUUCAUUGGCUCUUCCACACGAUUUUGAUUCUGGUCUUGCCACUUUGUAGACCACGUUUGAAUGGCAUAUGACAUAUCAGAGCAUGCCUACAAGGUUUAACAAGUGAAGAAAUAAAUGGUCUGUUUCAAAUAAAGGGAAGCGGUUCACCUGCUGUGAGUGUGUAUUCUCAGAUUUGAUUACUAGGGUUUAUUGGUUUCGUAUGUGAGUUUUCCAAGUGUGCAGGAAAUUCUCAACCAUUUAUCUCAUAUUAUGCAUCAAAUGUUGCGUGUGAGUUCAUUCGCUCUUUUAAUGGCCGAUUACCAAAUCAGUUAGGUGUGUAUGUGUCUAUGCAUGCAUGCACUGCAUUCGUCAUCAAGCUAUUCUGAACGUGAGAUCAAGUUUACAUCAUUUUAUUUAUCCUCAAAAGUCUUCCAAGCACAGAACUGAUUGUUUUGUAAAACUUUAGUUUUUGCCUUUUGUCACGUUCUCCCAACAUGGAUCUGUAUGGGCUGAAUGCCAUGUAGAUGUUAUUAUGUGAUUGUUUCUCCUGAUUGGCAGAAACGGGGUUAAAUAUGUCUCUGAAUUGUGUAGUUCUGCAGGUAAUCGUAUAGAAAGCCCAUAGCUAGCAAAAAAUGCAAGGUAUAUUGCAAGAAAAGCGGUACAUGCUUUAGACAGCUCUGCAAAUCAUGACAAAUCCAAUUUGGUUCUUUUGAGAUCCAGUCAUAUACAUGCAUACACACUGCAGUUGAAACUACAUGGUAACUACAUAAUGACGUGCUAUUUUUCAUGCAACAUACAGGGUUUGAAAUUAAAUGUCAAAGUGUGUGUGUUAAACAGAAACGUAAUGUUUCAUGUUUUAUAUGUGCACCUCAUUGUCCUAACGUCUGUCAGCUGUAGUCCUCAGCACAUUGUCUUUAAAUGUAAAAAAAAAAAGCCUAAAUAAUGUUAGAAGCAAUGGUGUUCUUUUUGUAAAGAGAAAUGUAAAGCAGUAAUUGAAAGAGAGGAGAUUAUGUCCAUGUACAUUUUCUUCAGUCAACAAGUGGUUUCUCUGCAAGCUCAUGAUUGUUCCUUCAUCUGAACAGAGCGUCAUGCAAAUGCUUUUGUAAUGUCCCAGCUUUUAAAUAUUCAAUUGUCAUCUCUCGUUUUUCUAUACACUCUCAAAGCAUUGUAUACAGUAUAUAUCGAAAGAGCUUUCUGUGUCUGGGUCUGAAUUUCUCUUCCUUUGACUCCUCUGGUUUUGUCUCCAAGUCUACUUUUUGGUAUAAAAAAAAUCCUAUUUUUAUGCAAUAAAAUAACUUAUACAGACAGAAGGUAUG
Carassius carassius (crucian carp) is the source of this 9669-nucleotide messenger RNA. Its product is annotated as spectrin beta chain, non-erythrocytic 4-like. The transcript is spliced from 36 exons. Gene Ontology annotation, biological process: actin cytoskeleton organization. NCBI's taxonomy places the organism in Eukaryota, Metazoa, Chordata, Actinopteri, Cypriniformes, Cyprinidae. The record is from RefSeq and is a predicted model, not a curated record. The coding region runs from base 26 to 7861 and encodes 2611 amino acids. Gene Ontology annotation, cellular component: plasma membrane; cell projection; cell junction. Gene Ontology annotation, molecular function: structural constituent of cytoskeleton; phospholipid binding; actin filament binding.